Messenger RNA from Penicillium diatomitis, 996 nucleotides. RefSeq names its product ketopantoate reductase family protein. Gene Ontology annotation, molecular function: 2-dehydropantoate 2-reductase activity. The record is from RefSeq and is a predicted model, not a curated record. Gene Ontology annotation, cellular component: cytoplasm. Lineage: Eukaryota; Fungi; Ascomycota; Eurotiomycetes; Eurotiales; Aspergillaceae. Bases 1 to 996 code for a protein of 331 amino acids. Gene Ontology annotation, biological process: pantothenate biosynthetic process. The transcript has a single exon.
AUGUCGUCUUCGAAGAUUCUCGUGUUUGGUGGAGGGAGCGUGGGCGCGGUACUUAUCUACCUCCUCUCCAAAGCGAUCGACAUCUCCAAUGUUGUCGUCGUCUGUCGGUCAAACUAUGACUCUGUCGCGCAGAAUGGCUACACCAUCGAUUCCACCGUGUAUGGAACAGGCCUUAAUGUCAAACCAAUUGCAGUGCGAUCAGUGAAGGAGGCAGCCCACGUCUGUCCAAAUGGCUUCGACUACAUUUGCCUCACGACCAAAGCAAUCCACGGGGAUGUAUCUCAGGCCGAGAUGAUCAGACCGGCGGUCUCUUCUCGCACAAUGAUUUGUCUGGCUCAGAAUGGCAUUGGAAUUGAGAAGCCCUACAGGGACAUUUUCCCCGACAACCCGAUCGCGAGUAUCGUGGUGUAUAUGCCUUGUACACAGACAGCCCCCGGCGUGGUUUCUCACACAAACUACGCCAAGUUCAUGCUCGGCACCUAUCCAGCAAACUCUCCCUCGGAGCAUCUGAGCGCUGUUGAUCAAUUGACAGAGAUGCUCAAUCACGGUGGUGCUACCGCUGUCCACGAGAAGGACGUUCAGUUAGCCCGGUGGAUGAAAUUACUCGUCAAUGGCGCCUACAACCCCAUCUGUGCACUAUCCCGACUCCGUGAUGUUCAAUUUCUGGGCUCGUCGACCGGUGCUCACGCGUUUCUACGAAAAGUCAUGAGUGAGAUUGCCAGUAUUGCGCGGGCUGAAGGCUUCAAGGAAGUGGAUGAGAGUGUUGUGGACCGUCAGCUGGGGAUCUCUGCUGGAAGAGGUCCUCCGGGGGUGGAGCCGAGUAUGAUGGCUGAUGCUCUUGCUGGUUCUCAUUUGGAAAUUGAAAGUAUUGUGGGCAAUGCACUUAGAAUCGCACAGAGUCGAGGAGUGGAGUGUCCGAGGCUGGAGACGAUCUACUAUCUGGCCAAGGGACUUGAUAUGAGUUUUGAAAUACCUGAUGCUUUGCAGGGAAAGUAG